Molecule: messenger RNA, 342 nt
Organism: Rotaria sp. Silwood2
Lineage: Eukaryota; Metazoa; Rotifera; Eurotatoria; Philodinida; Philodinidae
Source: the annotation of a GenBank genome assembly
AUGUUGUUACAGAGUAAAUGUUCCCAACCAUCAGUUGAAGUUCUCAUGGCAAUCUUCCUACAGAUCCUGAAAGCCAUGAUUUACAUAGGUGGCCAAGACAUUGUACUAAGUAAUUUAUGUUGUUCAAAUUUUCUCGUCUUUCGAAUGGAUCAAAGAACUCCAUCAAAAAAUCUGGUUAAACUAACUAAUUUUAGUAUGGCAUGUAAAGCAAAUUCUUCAUAUGCAGAUAACACACAAACAGCUAUUCCAGUACGCUAUUAUGCUCCUGAAAUUCUCAAAAGUAGAGAUCAAUCAAAUUAUUCUGAAGCAUUCGAUGUUUAUUCAUUUGAUGUUUUAAUGUGA